AGGGGUGGGGGCGGUUCUCGCCGGGCUGUGGCGGCCGCAGGAUGCAGCGGUGGCCAGUGCUGCUCUUCCUGGCCUGGGUCUGCUUUCUCUUUUUCGCUGGUAUCGGGCUUUUCAUGAGCGGCUUCUUGCUCACCCGGAUUGAGCUUGCCAGCAGCAGCUCCUGCUCAGACCCGUUUGUGCCGCCGUCCUGGGAGAGGCAGAGCCUCCCACCGGGCUCCUGUUGGGCGCCCCAGCGCUUUUCCAAGGCUGUGCUUGUCAUCAUUGAUGCCCUCCGUUUCGAGUUUGCCCACUUUAACCCAGCCAAGGCCAGCCCACGGCCCUACGAGAACAAGCUGAGUUUCCUGCACCACCUUGUAACCUCCCAGCCCCGCCAUGCCCGCCUCUACCGCUUCCGAGCCGAUCCCCCCACCGCCACCAUGCAGCGCAUCAAGGGCCUCACCACCGGCUCACUGCCCACUUUCAUCGACGUGGGCAGCAACUUCGCCACCUACGCGAUCCAGGAGGACAACCUGCUGGCACAGCUGGUGCAGAACGGAAGGAGAGUGAUCUUCAUGGGUGAUGACACUUGGGAAGGACUCUUCCCAAAGAAGUUUUUCCGCUCGUAUUUCUUCCCUUCUUUUAACGUGAAGGAUCUUCACACUGUGGACGAUGGGAUCCUGCAGCAUCUCUAUCCAACUGUGGACAGUGGUGAAUGGGACAUGCUGAUUGCUCACUUCCUCGGCGUGGACCACUGUGGGCACAAACAUGGACCUGACCAUGCUGAAAUGGCUAAGAAGCUCACCCAGAUGAAUGAGAUGCUCAGGUCCUUGGUGGAGCACCUGGGGAAUGACACCCUUCUGCUGGUUGCUGGGGACCAUGGCAUGACAGAGACCGGAGACCAUGGCGGUGACAGCGAGAAGGAAGUGAAUGCAGCACUGUUUGUGUACAGCAAAACACCCCUAUUUGGCACUGGCCCUCCUGAGGAGCCUGAGGCCGUUGCCCAGGUGAACCUGGUGCCCACUGUGGCCCUGCUGCUGGGUGUGCCCAUCCCGUACAGUAACAUCGGGGAGGUGAUGGCUGAGCUGUUCUCUGGGGACGGUGACGCUGUGUCUGCAGCCUUGCAGCAGCUCUUGGUCUAUCACAUCAAUGCCAAGCAGGUGGACCGCUUCCUGCACUCCUACUCGCUGGUGGCUCAGGACCUGCCAGCAGAGCAGCUCCAGCACCUGCAGGACCUCUUCUCUGGCGCCAUGGAGGAGCACGCUCAGCUCUUGGCCCAGGUGCAGAGGCCGACGCUGGUGCCGCCAGAGCUGGAGUCCAGGCUGGGAAGCCUCAUCGGUCGCUUCCAGCUCUACCUGCGGGAGGCACGGGCUGUGUGCACCCAGUCCUGGGCCCGCUUCCAUCCCCUGCGUAUGGUGGGGGGCUGCACCCUUAUUGCCGCUUCCUGCUUGCUCUGCUACAUGGCCUCAGAGCUGGCCACAGCAUCAGACUCUUUCUAUCGCAGCUGCCUCCUGUACCCGCUGCUUUGGGGCCUGGUGGUGGCUGUUCUGCUUGGGCUGGCCCAUGCAUUCACCCAGAAUGGGCUGGAUCUCCUCCUGGUGUCAUCAUGGGCAGCUGCUGCUUCUCAGCUGGGUUUUUUCUGGCACUGGUGGGGCUGGCAUCCCAAGCGAGCCCGUUUGGUGGGCAGUCAGCCACCCUUGGCCAGUGUUAGCCUGAGGCAGAGGCUGCAAGCCUGGCUGCAGCUGGCCUUCCCCAUGGGCAUUCUGCUCUUCCGCUGCGGAGCUAUGUUCUCUGAUAGCUUUGUGGUGGCCGAGGCGCGAGUGGCCCCAUUCCUGCUGGCCUCGCUGGUGAUGUUGCUAAUAGGGAAGCUCCACUGGGACGGUCGCCUGACUGUGCCAGAAGGCCCCAAGCAGCAGCUCCUUGGCUUUUCUUCUUACCGGAGAGAGAUCUGGUACCUGCUGUGCCUCGUGGCCAUGCUCCUGGUCUGCGUGCGCCUCUCCAGUUUCUUCCACCAGUGCCGCGAAGAAAUCCCUCAGUGCCGGCCCUCUCUUUUCCUCUCCCCCCUUGCCAGCCUGAGAAACACACGGGCCAAGAACCUCUUCUACCUCCUGUGUGUGGCCUUGUUGGCCGGGCUGGUCUGUGCAGUGCGGAGCUGGCUGCGACACUACGGCAACCUGAACAGCUCGGACCCCCUUGUGCUCUUUGUGCGCUGGGGUUUCCCACUGGUGGUCCUUUGCAUUGCCUGCUACUGGGCCGUUGCCUCCAGCGCUGAUGACUCUCUCGGCAAGCUGCAGGAGCUGGUGCAGGUGGCAGUUGUUGCCUUUCCAUGGGCUGUCUAUGGCCUAGCGUCUGUGGGGCUGCUGCUGCUGCUGUGCAAUCCCAUGACGGUGUUCGCAAAGGACACGCGGGAGUCGGCAGGAUCCAUCGUCACUCCCUACCUGGGGGUUCCCAGCUCUGAAGUUGACUUCCUCCACGUCAUCCCUCAGAUCUAUAAGAGGAUGCAGGAGUCUCAGAAGAGCUGCCUGGAGCGAGGUGGCUGCAAGGCCACUGUUGCAGCAUAUGGACUGGGCAGUGUGUACUCGGCAGCCCUCGUCAUAGCACUCACCCUGCUGGGCUUCCUCUUGAUGCUUCUGCACAGCGAGCGGCUGAGUCUUGCCUUCCUGCUCCUCUUCCUGGAGGCCUUCGUGCUGCUGCACAUCCACACACGUGCCAGAGGCCUUGCUGGAGAUGCAGAGCCUUUUUCAGUGCCCUGGUAUGCAGUCAUCUCCUGGCUCCUUGCUGCUUCCCAGUUCUUCUAUUCCACAGGCCACCAGCCCAUCUUCCCAGCCAUCCACUGGAAUGCAGCCUUUGUGGGCUUCCACCUUGACCACAGCACGAACCUACUGCCCGCUGUCCUGGUGGGCGCCAACACCUUUGCCUCCCAUAUCCUCUUUGCAGUCAGCUGCCCUCUGCUCCUGCUUUGGCCCUUUGUGUGUGAGAUGCCCAGCUCGCAGAGGAAGAAGCCCAAGAAGGAGCCCCGGGAGGAGCUGCAGGAGGUGGAGGAGCACAUGAUGGAGAUGAGGCUGCGGGAGUCGCCAGAGAAGUUCUCCAUUGCUCUGCUGCAGCUGGGCCUGAAGUACCUCUUUGUCCUUGGGACACAGCUUUUGGCCUGUGUUUGUGCAGCUAUGAUCCUCAGGAGGCACCUCAUGGUCUGGAAGGUGUUUGCCCCAAAGUUCCUCUUCGAGUCACUGGGCUUUGUGGUGAGCAGCAUCUGCCUCCUGCUGGGGAUCUCCCUGGUGAUGCGUGUGGACUGUGCCGUCAGCACCUGGUUCAGCCAGCUUCAGCUCAGGUAGCAUUGGACAUGUUGGGGGAACCUGACCUGCUCGUCAGCCGAGGCUGUGGUUGUGUCCUUGCCUGCCUCAGGCCAGGAGGGAUACACAAACCACCAGCAACAAGUGCCUGCUGACAGUGGUCAGGGAUUAUCCCCAGCUUCCUGCCUCAGUGUUGCACAAACGGACUGGGACCGACUAUUGUCUGCUUGUUGUGGCAGUGUUUCUCAGCAGUGGACGUCAGAGCUCUCGCUGGGCUUUCGUUGCAGUAGGAGGUUUCUGCUGUAGGGGCCCAAGAAGCCAGAGUCCUGAAGUGCUCCUCUGGAGAAACACCAAAUGGGGAUCUUGCUGCUGCUUUCCUGAUAACUCACCCUGCUGUGCAGCUAGUCGACUUUAGUGGCCAGCGAGGUGUCACCUUACGCGUGCAGAGACAGAGACUCACGGGAAGGGGCCUGCUGAGGAGAGGAAGGAAGGGAUAGAGUCUGCAGCCACCACUUCUCUUUGCUCAGUUUUCAUGCUGGAAUCAAAGUACACAUGGUUACACGUGCAGAUGGCUCCUGGGACCUCCUUGGCAGCUGCUCCCCUGUCAAGUCAGUUGAUUGCUCUGUAGUGAUGCCCCUCCUGUCCUACCCUCACUCCCGUUUUCCUGUCCUUCCUCAGACCUCUGAAGGGCCCCCCUGCAAAAGGCAGCAGGCUGGGCUGCCUUGUACAGCCUGAAGCAGGCUUAGCUUGUUGGGGGGGUGGUAGUAGGGAGAACUGUGUCCAUGACCAAAAAACUCUCCACUUGUGGCCUGUCAGUGUCCCCGCAGGCUGGUCUGUAGCAGCCAGGGCUCCCGAUCUCUUCCUGAGCAUGUGCUGCUGGAUGUCAGCUGUUGAUUGUGAAUGGUUGAGAUGCAGCAGGAUGUAGUGAUGCAGCAGUGGCUCAUCCCCAUACUGGAUUUGUCAGGAGGAAAGGGGAGUCUGGAGUAGCUGUCGCGACUGCAGGAGUGGCCUUGGUGUGAGCUCUGGUGCCUGGGAACAGCUGCUUGAAAUCCCUGAGUGGGUGACAACUCUGCUGGGAGGUGGCUUAGCCCACUGGUAUCUGUGUACAUGCAGGGGUUAUGUCACCUUGAAGGGACCCCAGGCACUGCAGCCAACGGCAUCUGUGAUCCCAUAUCUGGUGUUCAUCUCCCUCUUGGCCUUGGUGUUUUGCGUGGGACCUUGUGCUGCCAGUGAGCUACCCCAAACCUGCCCUUGACUGUGCAGUCAGGAGACAUUGUAUUUCUUUAUGAGCAGAGGUAGAGGACAGCGACCAUGAUGCCUGGCCACAUCCCAGCUAAAUUCCACCUGCAGUUUUGAUGGGAGCUGGGAUUCCUUACUGCCCUGAACCACUGGGUGGCAUUACUCAAUGAUAUGAAACCUUUCAUCUCUUUCACCCCUGGAAAGAGCUGAGGACUGCUUGCCUGGGAUUCCUGCAUUGAUUUUUGUUCUGAUCCCAUUUGUUUUUCAACUCUUGCACCAUGACUGCCCCUGUUUGAGUUCCUCACUGCAGGCUGCUAGCAUAACUCCAGGGUCGUCUUCUCCUCUGCCGUGGAGAGUCCUGGGGAAAGUGUCUCAUCACUUCUCGCAUCAUUUCAGUUCUUGCCAUUAUGCCCAAGUGCCUGGUUGCUCUGGAAAAUGGCUUUUGAGGGCAGGUUUGGUUUCCUGUUUUACCUCUGCAAAAUGCUUGCUCAGGUGCUAGGGUGCUAGGUUGCUAAUGCAGUAGUACUGGCCUCUGACACCCCCGCAGCUGCCACCGAGGCCCCUGUUCCUCUUUCAAUGGCUGCCAUCAUGCUGCUGAGCCUUCCCGUGCCCAUUGUUCAUGGUUAGAGCACUUAGCACGUGGGCAUCCUCUCCUCAUGCCUCCACGUCCCCCCUCUGCCAUCCUGCUGGGGCCAUAGGCUCACAGCCCUGGGAGGCUGGGGCAGAGCAGAGGGGACAGCAGAGCUGCAACGCCAUAAAACGCGCACACUUACCUUGCCGGGGACGAACAAAACUUGGGGUAACAAAGCUGCAAGCACGUUCUUGUCACUACAGAGAUGCCAAGGAGCACCAGCUGCUCAACCAAGGCAGACUGACUGCUACACCAAAGAAUUCAGAUUCAAGAAGAUGCGUUUUUCAAGGGCUGGAGAUGCUCUUACUUUCUUUCAUGAACUGUUUUAGUCUCUGCCAGCCUUCGCCAGCUGCCCUCAAGCUGAUCAUUUGGCUGCCCUGCUCCUGAGUGUGCCAGGGAUGACAGAUCCAAGGCUCGGCGACCUUGGAAGCAAGACAUUGUGCUGAUAUUAGAGGAGAUGUGGCUGUGUUUUUUCUGAUUUAAAACCCCAAGGAGCGUCCAGAGGAAGGUGCCUGCUGAUGCAAACCAAGGCUCUUUGGGAAAGGUGGCGUGCAGGGGAGUCAUCCUCAGUGUGCUCAGCAGAGUGGUUUUCAUCACGCGCUCCACAAAGCUGCUGUGCUUCAGGCUUUUGCAGGCGUUGUGUGUGUGUGCCUUGGCAGGGCUGCUGCUCGGCGCCCUAUCCUGGGCAGGGGACUGCUCUGCUGGGAAACUUCCCUGGCUUGGGCUGGCGGUGGGCUGGUGUGUCCCGUGGUUGUGGCACGGAGCAGGGGGGGGAAUUGUGUCUCAUUUGUGCUGCCUGGAAAAUGGCGACCGAAAGCCGUGGGGCUGGCACUGCCCGCGUGGCCGUCCCGAGGGAUGGUACUGCUACGAGGAGGCCCGGGCUCAGUGUAACUCAGUUCCCAUGCCCGUUUCUCCACCCCAUCUCCGUCUAUUCUUCCCUCAACACUUCAGGCUGCUUAUUUACUUCGAGGCACAGCCACAUUCCCCUUGGCAAGCCACGGUGCCGGCACGGCACGUGGGGAGCAGGGCUGGGAGGCACUGCCCUCUCCCCUGAGCUCUGACUCGAUUCGUCAUGUGGCUUGGAGCGAGCUUGUUGUUUUAUGUUUUGUGAUUAACCUCUCCGUGCUUCAGUACCCCACUGGGGAAAAAAAAAAGGGAAUGGACCCAGCUUUGGAAAGUGGUUUGGGAGCUCUGCAUGCAGCGUGGUGCUACAUGGUGGCGUUAACGCUUUCGUUCUCAUUCAGCAGCUACACUGUGAGGGUGGAAGUGAUGCUUGGAAAUAGAGCCUUUUUUCCUUAAAAAAACCCCAAAACAGGCAAGUUGGCACCGCUCGUUCACCCAACAGCUUUGCCUUGGACUGCUGCGGUCCUUGGAGCCUGUGCCCCGCAUCCAGCCCCGUAUCCCUUUGCUUGCAGCCCUGGGCUACCGCUGGCCGACCCCGCCGGGGGCUGCGCAGUACCUCGUGUGCGGGAGGUGGCCGGGGAGGGGUCGCUUCGUUAUUAAAUGUCUAAUUAAUCAGUGGUGUGGGAGAUUUGCCGUCCUAGCGUGCCGCGCGGCUCCGGGCGGUUGUGAAACAGAGAUCUGUAAAUAAAACCGUGAGAUCCAAG
Messenger RNA from Grus americana (Whooping crane), 6743 nucleotides. RefSeq names its product phosphatidylinositol glycan anchor biosynthesis class O (gene PIGO). Lineage: Eukaryota; Metazoa; Chordata; Aves; Gruiformes; Gruidae. Gene Ontology annotation, molecular function: mannose-ethanolamine phosphotransferase activity. The coding region runs from base 42 to 3308 and encodes 1088 amino acids. Gene Ontology annotation, biological process: GPI anchor biosynthetic process. The record is from RefSeq and is a predicted model, not a curated record. The transcript has 11 exons. Gene Ontology annotation, cellular component: endoplasmic reticulum membrane.